GAAGAACCCAAAAGGCUGCAGCAUACCUUAGAACAAGUUAGUGAUGACAAAUAUUUACUUGAAAGCCAUCAGAUUGCUAUGGAUGUGGAGAAUAAUAUCGAAAAAUAUCCUAUCAACUUGCAGCCCCUGGAAUCAAAAGUGAAAAUUAUUCAGCGAGCAUGGCGCAAAUAUCUGCAGUAUCAGGAUUUGCUGCACCAGGACCACCUGGAGAAGCGCAGUCCAUCACCACCUUCCUUGUCAUCUGACAAAAUGAGCAGUUCGAUCAGCAUGAAUGCUUUUUCCGAUGGCAGCACUCCUGAUUACCGCGAGGAUGGGAUGGAUUUAGGAAGCGACGCGUGCAGCAGCCGCUCCAGCUCCGAGUCCAGCUCCAGCAAAGUCACCCCUUGCUCGGAGUGCAAAUCCUCCCCCUCCCCCAGCAGCCUGGACUUGGCGGCCCUGGAGGACUCGGAGGAGGAGGAGGAGGAUUACCUGGGGUACGGCAGGAAGGGCACUGCCGCGUGGGAGGAGGACGGGCUCUGCACCGCCGGCUGCGAUGCCAAGGCUGCCAGGCGAAGGAGUUUGGCGGAGGAGCUGGAGGAUGUGAGAAGCACCAGCGCCUCCAACACCAUGCCGCCCCCCGCCCCCAACGGCAACCCCCCGCCCCAGGACCUCCGGCAGAACGGCAACGUGGCGCCCCCCAGCCGCAGGACGGGACACCGCGGGGCAGGAGGGUGCAAAGCCCAUGCCCAGGAAGCCCAGCCGGCUGUGGGGAGGCUCCGCGGUGGAGGGAGGGUCGCCCCCGGGCACCCCUUGGACAGCUCCACGGGGGGCAUUUGGCUGCAAGAGCAGGAGCCUCAGCUCCCGACUAUGGACUGGGCGGCUCUGGAGAAACACCUGGCAGGGUUACAGUUUCAGGAACAGGAGGUACGAAACCAGAGCCAGAAAACAAACUACACCUCAGCUCAGAAAAAUGAGAGAGAAUCUAUCAGGCAGAAAUUGGCACUUGGAAGUUUCUUUGAUGAUGGCCCAGGAAUUUAUACCAGCUGUAGCAGAAGUGGCAAGCCAAGCCUUUCUUCUCGGCUACAAAGUGGGAUGAACCUGCAGAUUUGUUUUGUAAAUGACAGUGGUAGUGACAAGGAUAGCGAUGCCGAUGACAGCAAGACUGAAACAAGCUUGGAUACGCCUUUGUCUCCAAUGAGCAAGCAAAGUUCCUCCUACUCUGAUAGAGACACUACUGAAGAAGAAUCUGAAUCCCUAGAUGACAUGGAUUUUCUCACUAGACAAAAGAAACUGCAAGCUGAAGCCAAAAUGGCUUUGGCUAUGGCAAAACCAAUGGCCAAAAUGCAAGUGGAGGUGGAAAAGCAGAACAGGAAAAAAUCCCCUGUAGCUGAUCUUCUGCCACAUAUGCCUCAUAUAAGUGAAUGCUUGAUGAAAAGAAGUUUAAAACCCACUGACCUGAGAGAUAUGACUAUUGGGCAGCUACAAGUGAUAGUCAAUGAUCUCCACUCACAAAUAGAAAGCUUGAAUGAGGAAUUGGUGCAGCUGCUUCUUAUUCGAGAUGAAUUGCACACAGAGCAAGACGCAAUGCUGGUAGACAUUGAAGACUUGACCAGACAUGCUGAAAGUCAGCAGAAGCACAUGGCAGAGAAAAUGCCAGCAAAAUAAAGCAAGAAGCCAUCGGAAUAAGCAAGCAUUUAUUUUGCUUCUAUGGUUGUACAAAUGUGGAUGCUUAAGGUGGCGCACAAGAAAAGGAGUGUUAGUCAUUGAUAAUGUCUGAAGCUUUAUGUCCAGUGAUUGGCCUCUGCUCCUUAAUUUAUUUUAAUUUUUUACUUGUGUCACUAAAUAUCAGGCAUUUUAGUAAUAUUAUUACAAAGAUGUACAGUACUUAUAACAUUGCAAACCAUGGAUAAGAAGAAAAGGUAGUUUACCUUUAUUUUUGUUUGUUUAGAGAUUUUAAGUUGAACAGUAUUUUACCAUUGACUACUUUUUAUUCUUCACUGUAGUUUUAAACAAAGAAACUGUAAUUGACGGUGCUAUACAAGUGAGAAAAAAACAAAACAAAACAAAAAAAAUGCCUGCCUUGUAGUGAAAUUGUAGCGUUCAGUAAUAUGUAUAUUUUAAUCAGUUUUCAACAUUUUGUGAAUGUUGACUACUUGACAUUCAUUUUUAGAUGUGCUAUUAACAUUCAGUUGGAUUCAGAGAGUUACCUUGAAAGUUUUAUGUAUAAAUAUAUAAAAUAAAAUUUUAAAAUUUUGUUUCAUAUGAUGUCUUUUUGUUGACUAGUGGUUGACUUAGGUGUUGCACCAGUAAUAUAUUCAUCCUACUAAAUGUGCAAUUCCUAAUUUCUCAUCACCAGAAAGAGCCUUUUUUGCAUAUUGCAUUUUACAAAAAAAAGAGAGAGAGAGAGAAAGGAGACAGGACCAGAUUUUUGUAGAUCUAUUUAUUUGUAAGUUCAUAAAGUACAUGUGAUAUGGACUUAGGAUAUUCUUAUAUAUAGUAUUCACUGGGCAUCCUAAUAUCAUGACUGUUGUUAGAAUCAGCAGGCACAUGCAUAGAUGUUUUUAUAUUUUAAUGUCUGUGGCUAAAUAUUCAAAUAACUCACCAACUGUCAAAAAUAUAAAUGUGUCAAAAUCUUAACCCACUAAAUGUAUCAUGUAUGGUAAUUAACCACUUCACUACCUUUUGGCUGAGAUCACAGUGUCUUCAUCAGUUUAAUAUCUGCUACAUCUGUCUGGGCAACAGGGACUGACUAGAUAAACAAAAUUCUCUUCAGUCUUUGAUUUCUUUGAUUUCAUGCUGACAUACCAGGUCAAUCUGUCUGUACCUAGUACUAGAUAGCUGUAGCCAGCAGCUGAAAUAUACAUUAUGCAAAACAGGUUAUCUUUUACAUUUUGCUUUAUUUUUUCUCUGAGGUGUGACAAAUUUAUCUUGAGCAAGGUUAUGGCUAACAAAUUAUUCAGGAUGCUUUAACAGAGCCAUAUGGUACAUUAAAAUUUCACCUCACAUGAAGAAUGUAUUUUAUAAAAUUAUUUAUUUACAUAUGUUUUGUCUCAGCAAUUAUGCAGUCCAUAAAUGAGGCACGAAAAUGCUGCGGAGUUUGGUAGGUUUUUUUUUUUAACAGAGCCCUACUAUGUUGUAAGAAACUUCUCUUUGUGGCAUAGGUGUAGUCUUCACGUGGCAGAUGGCAUUUGCUUUAGUAGAGGGGUAGAUGGAUCACACUUUCUAGCACUGAUGUACAUUCUGCAUUUUAUUAUUAGAAAAUAUUUGCUGCUCUGAAGCUUUUCAAGAGGGAAGUGUUCACAGUUUUUCCUUUAAGUCUGGCAGGAAGAAUGUCAUUGCUCUGAAUUUGCCACUACAGUUUUGUACUAAGUUCAAGUUAGCACAGGGGUUCUCAAACUAAUCUGCGGAUCCCUUCGGAAGGCAUGUCAUGCUAGUGAAGCAUUUGUCAGUCUCCAGUUGGCGAUGUUCCCUGCCGUCUGUAGUCCAGUCCAGGACUUUAUUUUUAAACUGAAUAAAUGAAGCACACCUGGCUGCAUCAGGAUGCUCUCUGGCUGGUGUUGCUCUGGGUUCAAAUAUAGAGAUGACACCUAAAGUGGAGAGAGAGCAAACACACAGACGGAUAUGACCAAAG
Molecule: messenger RNA, 3610 nt
Organism: Gopherus flavomarginatus (Mexican gopher tortoise)
Lineage: Eukaryota; Metazoa; Chordata; Testudines; Testudinidae
Gene: SCHIP1
Product: schwannomin interacting protein 1
Exons: 10
Coding region: 79-1644 (521 amino acids)
Biological process (GO): positive regulation of hippo signaling
Cellular component (GO): plasma membrane; cell junction
Source: RefSeq, a predicted model, not a curated record